AUGGGUUUUUUGAAGACUUUUGCCGCCACGGCGGUGCUGGCUGCCCUUAUUCCCAAUUCUGCUGCUCUGAACGUGGAUUCCAAAUCUAACGUAGCUGUUUAUUAUGGUCAAGGUGCCUACCAGCCUCGGUUGAGUCAUUUCUGCCAGGAAACUUCUCUAGAUAUCAUCAAUAUUGGUUUCAUCAACGUCUUUCCCAAAGCUGUGGGAGAUUGGCCAGGCUCCAAUUUUGGCAAUCAGUGUGAUGGUACCGUUUACGAAGGCACUGAGCUUCUCAAGGGCUGCCACCAGAUAUGGGAUGAUAUUCCCAUCUGUAAGGAACUUGGGAAAACGGUGAUGCUGUCGCUUGGUGGUGAGACUGCCUAUGAAGAUAUUCCCUCUGACGAGGUUGCGGAAUGGUUUGCCGAUUUCCUGUGGUAUUCCUUCGGUCCCCCUGGCCAAAAUGAUACCUUCCCCCGUCCCUUCCUUGACAACCAAGUUGACGGCUUUGAUUUCGAUAUUGAGCAUGAUGGUGGCUAUGGCUAUGCUACUAUGAUUCAACGCCUUCGGAGCCACUUCGCCGACUUCCCAGACGAGACCUUCUACAUCUCUGGUGCACCACAAUGCCAGCUUCCCGAUGCCCAGCUCAGCGAUGCCAUCUCCAACUCGCAUUUUGACUUUAUUUGGGUUCAGUGGUACAAUACAGCCGCUUGUUCGGCCACGAACUUCCUGGAGGAAAAUGGUCUCUUCAACUUCGCUGCAUGGGCUGAGAUUAUUCAAGCCAGCGCCAACCCGGCCGCAAAACUUUUCGUCGGACUGCCAGCAUCUGAACAGGCUGCUGUGGAUGGGUUUUACCUUAGCCCAGCGGAGGUUUACCCUCUUGUGGAUAUCUACAUGAACUUGUACCCCGAUACGUUUGGCGGUAUUAUGCUUUGGGAGGCCACGGCGUCGGAUAACAAUGCGAUCGAUGGUUACAACUAUGCCCAGCAUAUGAAGCACAUCCUCCAUGAAUGUGAUCCAUCCCCGCCGCCGACUUCGACUUCCACCAUCUUCGUGACGCCGACUUCAAAGCCCGUUUCGUCAACACCCUCUAGCCCGGCGGUGCAGACAAGCUCUCAGACACCCUCGUCUGCCCCUGUGUCAUCAAGUCAACCAACCUCCUCGAGCACUUAUGUCGCAUCUUCCACCGCCUCGCCUUCGUCGCCACCGGCUAGCUCUGUUACACCAACGAUUAUUUCAUCUAGUGCAGCACACUCAAGCACCUCGAUCGCAUCUUCCACCGCCUCGCCUUCGUCGCCACCGGCUAGCUCUGUUACACCAACGAUUAUUUCAUCUAGUGCGGCACACUCAAGCACCUCGAUCGCAUCUUCGAGCCCGGUGACUGGCUCUUCCAGCAGCCCGGCCACCUCUCAUUCGGUCUCAUCAAGCACAACUAGCGAGAGCUCCAUUCCAGCCCCAGCGUCAAGCCACAGCCACCCGGCUUCAUCCAACACUUCUGGUUCUGAGAAGCCCUCCACUAAGCCAACUGCUACCCCGAGCGAAACUCCAUGCUCAAGCGAACCCGUCAUUCCCACCCACUCCGUCACAUCCUCAGGCCCUGCUAGCCACUCAAGCUCUCCCUUGCCUGGAAAGUCAACUCAUACUGGAAACCCCUCUGCUUCAGAAUCACUCGGUAGUACUACCACUGGUUCUAGCUCGUCGUCAGCUUCUCGGACUCCAUCACGCACUAUCACCCGGACUCCAGUCUCCAGCCCCCCAAGCUCCACUGGCACUCAUCUGAGCCCCUCAGGCGAUUCUUCGGCCUCCGCCUCCCUGUCAACGACAUCCGGAUCCGCCAUUUCUUCCACCGAGGAGUCGAGUCUUCCACUGGCCCCCAGUCCACUGGAAAGGGCGGCGAGUCUACAACUGGCCCCCAGUCAACCGGAAAUGGUGGAGAGUCUUCCACUACCCCCCCAGUCCACUGGAAAGGGCGGCGAGUCUACAACUGGUCCCCAGUCCACCGGUAAUGGUAGCGAGUCUCAAACUGGUUCAAGUGUUACGGCUUCACCAUCAGUGACAACUGCUGCAUCUGUUACAACACCCCCAACUGUGACCACCAUCAUUGUCACGUCGUACACUGAUAUUUGCCCUACUGGUUUCACCACCAUCACUACAACUAUCACCACUACCAUCUGUCCAGAAGCCACUGCAGGUGUGACCAACCCUCCUUCUGGACUUGCAUCGACUACGCCCUCUAUUCCCGAAGGCUGGACCACUACCGUCAAGGUCUGUGAUAACUGCGCGCCGACACCUACUACCGUCACUUUGACCCUACCAAACCCCAUUCAAACGACCGAGGUUGCCGUGGAAACUUCCCCCGUUCUCGUGACUACUGAAACAUGGACCACAACUGUUACUUUCUGCAAACAUUGCGGCGUCACUGGCUCAUCGGUCACAUUGACCGUCCCUUAUACCACUGUUAUCUCCACUGCGGUGACUGUGGUGACUCCAGGUGCUUCACCUGAACAAGGUGAAGUGACCAUUCCCGGUGGCUUGCCUCAAACUACCAUUGGCAACUCUCAAGGAGCGAUGCCUAGUCAUGGACCAUCGUCAUCCUGGAGCUACAUCAGCGGAGGGGUGCACGCACCUAGCCAAACACCUACGUUCAAGCUCCAUGCUUCAACAACACUGACGGUUCAAAACCCUGCCCCAACUGGCAGUGGUGAAGGUGUGUCACCGGUAUUCAACGCGGCUGGGUCUCAGUCUGGCCUGAUGAGCCUUUUCGGCGUUUCCCUCGCAGCUGUGCUUUCUAUCUGCCUUCUCAUUUGA
This is a messenger RNA of Penicillium waksmanii, 2784 nucleotides long. It is a transcript of the gene chiA1, whose product is annotated as class III chitinase ChiA1. The record is from RefSeq and is a predicted model, not a curated record. Gene Ontology annotation, cellular component: extracellular region. The transcript has 4 exons. Gene Ontology annotation, molecular function: chitinase activity. Lineage: Eukaryota; Fungi; Ascomycota; Eurotiomycetes; Eurotiales; Aspergillaceae. The coding region runs from base 1 to 2784 and encodes 927 amino acids. Gene Ontology annotation, biological process: carbohydrate metabolic process.